This is a messenger RNA of Antechinus flavipes (yellow-footed antechinus), 4731 nucleotides long. It is a transcript of the gene EPB41L3, whose product is annotated as erythrocyte membrane protein band 4.1 like 3. Bases 97 to 3627 code for a protein of 1176 amino acids. Gene Ontology annotation, cellular component: plasma membrane; cytoskeleton. Gene Ontology annotation, molecular function: structural molecule activity; actin binding. The transcript has 25 exons. Lineage: Eukaryota; Metazoa; Chordata; Mammalia; Dasyuromorphia; Dasyuridae. The record is from RefSeq and is a predicted model, not a curated record. Gene Ontology annotation, biological process: cortical actin cytoskeleton organization.
ACAUGCCGGCCCUUCCUCUUAGACAAGCCCUUGGCCCGCAUAGGGGAAGGACAGCGAUGCGGCGCAGCUGCUUCUGCAGCUCUCCUGGGGGCCUCCAUGCCAGAUGCCCCGCUUCCUUGCAGAGAACAAUCAAUCAUGACUACGGAAUCUGGAUCUGAUUCUGAAUCAAAACAGGACCAAGAGCCAGAGCAUCAAGAAGCCUCUGGACAGCAGGGACAAGCUGGGGCUCAACAGCAGCCACCGGAGCAGCCACUCAGGGAGGAACAUCAGCAGGCAUUGGAGCAGUUCUCUGCAGCAGCAGCACAUAGCACUCCAGUGAAAAAAGAGGUCACUGACAAGGAACAGGAGUUUGCUGCUGCAGCUUCAAGACAGCUUGAGUAUCAGCAGUUUGAAGACGAUAAACUUUCUCAGAAAUCAUCUUCCAGCAAACUCUCUCGAUCUCCUUUGAAGAUUGUUAAAAAGCCCAAAAACAUGCAGUGCAAAGUGAUACUUUUAGAUGGAACAGAAUAUCUCUGUGAUGUUGAAAAACGUUCCAGAGGCCAAGUACUAUUUGACAAAGUAUGUGAACAUCUGAACUUAUUAGAAAAAGAUUACUUUGGUUUAACAUAUCGGGACACCGAAAACCAAAAGAACUGGCUGGACCCUGCUAAGGAAAUAAAAAAACAGAUUCGAAGUGGUGCUUGGCAGUUUUCAUUUAAUGUGAAAUUCUACCCGCCAGACCCUGCCCAGCUGUCUGAAGACAUCACCAGGUACUACCUCUGUUUACAGCUGAGAGAUGAUAUAGUAUCAGGAAGAUUGCCAUGUUCUUUCGUUACACUCGCCCUUUUGGGAUCCUAUACUGUUCAGUCUGAACUUGGAGACUAUGACCCAGAUGAAUGUGGAAGUGAUUAUGUCAGUGAAUUCCGUUUUGCACCAAACCACACAAAAGAACUGGAAGAUAAAGUGAUUGAGCUACACAAGAGCCACAGGGGAAUGACACCAGCAGAAGCAGAGAUGCAUUUCUUAGAAAAUGCCAAAAAAUUAUCUAUGUAUGGAGUCGAUCUACAUCAUGCCAAGGACUCUGAAGGAGUAGAAAUUAUGUUAGGAGUUUGUGCAAGUGGUCUUUUGAUAUAUCGAGACAGACUCCGAAUAAACAGAUUUGCCUGGCCAAAGGUUCUGAAAAUUUCUUACAAAAGGAACAAUUUUUACAUAAAAAUCAGACCAGGAGAGUUUGAACAAUUUGAAAGCACCAUUGGGUUUAAGUUGCCAAACCAUCGGGCUGCAAAGCGUUUAUGGAAAGUAUGUGUUGAACACCACACAUUUUUCAGGCUCUUGUUACCAGAAGCACCGCCAAAGAAAUUCCUUACCUUGGGUUCCAAAUUCCGCUAUAGUGGCAGAACACAAGCCCAAACUAGAAGAGCUAGUGCACUGAUAGACCGGCCAGCACCUUAUUUUGAGCGUUCUUCUAGCAAACGGUACACAAUGUCUCGCAGCCUGGAUGGGGCAUCAGUGAAUGAAAACCAUGAAAUAUACAUGAAGGAUUCUAUGUCUGCUGCAGAGGUUGGUACUGGCCAGUACGCCACGACAAAGGGCAUCUCUCAGACCAACUUGAUAACAACUGUGACGCCAGAGAAAAAGGCAGAAGAAGAGCGUGAUGAGGAAGAGGACAGGAGGAAAAAGGCUGAGGAAGUCACUCCAGUCUCAGCAAUACGGCAUGAGGCAAAGUCACCUUGGCUUGGCAACAGUUCAUUUUCCUCCUCACCAUCCUCAUAUAAUGGUCCCAGUGCAUCUCCAGCAACCCUCCGUAGGAGAUGUAAGGAGAAUGUUCAAAAAGCGUUAGGUUGUGAGCCAGCCAAAGACACUGGGCAGACUCGUGGUGAGCCUGACUUGGAUUCUAAUGGGAAAGGGAAAGCUUACGCAGGGGAUCAAGACCUGGCCUUUAGCUACAAACAACAAACUUGCAAAGGUGCAACGCUGUUUUCCUUCUCCUUGCAACUCCCGGAGUCAUUUCCUUCUCUUCUAGACGAUGAUGGGUACCUCUCCUUCCCCAACCUUUCUGAAACCAACUUGCUCCCUGCGAACUUGCAACAUUACCUUCCGAUUCGCUCUCCAUCGCUUGUGCCCUGCUUCCUCUUCAUCUUUUUCUUUCUGCUGUCCGCUUCUUUCUCAGUGCCGUAUGCCCUCACUCUUUCCUUCCCUCUGGCUAUGUGCCUCUGCUACCUGGAGCCCAAGGCAGCCUCCUUGAGCGCCUCACUAGACAAUGACCCGAGUGACAGUUCAGAGGAAGAGACUGACAGUGAACAGACGGAUACUGCAGCUGAUGGUGAAACCACUGCCACUGAGUCGGAUCAGGAGGAAGAUGCAGACCUCAAGGCACAGAAUAGUCUGAUUAAGCGAAUAAAGGGUGAAAAUGUGUAUAUCAAACAUAGUAAUCUAAUGUUAGAGGAGUUAGAUAAAAAUCAGGAAGAACUGAUGAAACAUCAGACCAACAUUAGUGAGCUGAAAAGAACCUUUUUAGAGACCUCCACAGAAACUGCUGUGACUAAUGAAUGGGAAAAGAGACUUUCCACAUCUCCAGUGCGGCUCGCUAUGAGACAGGAGGAUGCCCCAAUGAUUGAACCACUUGUGCCUGAAGAGACCAAAGAAGAAAGAGAAAUAUCUGAAAAAAUUAUAUUUUUGCAGCAGGGAAGUUCUUCAUUCCUUGAGUCUCAGACUAAGUCUACUGGUGAAAAGAUUUUGGAUGGCUCAGAUAUCUUCACUUUAAUAGAUUCUGCAAGAAAACCCACAGAGUUCAUAGGAGGGGUUACUACUUCUUCACAGCACUGGGUUCAGAGAGCAGAAACCAAGACGGAGCCCAGUGAAAUACAGAAAGAAUCAAGCGAGCAGCACCAGCAACUUAGUGCAGAGAAGGUUGUUCAGCAAACAGUGGUGGUGGAGGAGAGACGUGUGAUGAAUGUGCAUGCAAGUGGGGAUGGUUCUAACCUGGCUGGAACUCAUUUGGAUGCUGCAGCUCAGGCAGCAUCUGCUGUGGCUUCUAAUAUUACCGGGAAGGCGGGUUCUGCUCUGACUGAGGGGGCUAAAGAGGAGAAAAGGGAGGAGGAGGAGGCAGCUGAUAAAUCUGUGAUCAAACAGGAAGAGAUUGCCGCUGCUUCUCAUGAGCAAGAGGAGGAGCAGACUGCAAGAUCCCUCAUUUUGGAAUCAUUGGAAUCAAAACCUCAUUUUGAGUCACCAUCUGUGAAGACAGAGACCAUCAGUUUUGGCAGUGUCUCCCCAGGAGGAAUUAAGUUGGAAAUUUCGACUAAGGAAGUGCCAGUAGUUCAUACAGAGACAAAAACCAUAACAUAUGAAUCAUCACAGGUUGAUUCCAGUGCUGAUACUGAGCCAGGUGUAUUGAUGAGUGCACAAACAAUCACAUCAGAAACAACCAGUACUACAACCACCACACACAUCACCAAAACUGUGAAAGGAGGCAUUUCAGAGACAAGAAUUGAAAAGCGAAUAGUCAUCACGGGAGAUGCAGACAUUGACCAUGACCAGGCGCUGGCUCAGGCAAUUAAAGAGGCCAAAGAGCAGCACCCUGACAUGUCAGUGACCAAAGUAGUGGUACAUAAAGAGACAGAGAUCACACCUGAAGAUGGAGAGGACUGACCCCAGGAAUAAUUUAGCUUGCAUAUGAAUCCAGUCAUGCACACCAUUAGGAACACCAGAGCCUAUAUGGAGUCCCCGUUCUAACCCGACUGACUGACUUGUAUCUGUCCAUGGAAAAUUUCAGUCCAGAAGAAUUGAUCUUGACUGUUAAUAAAGACACUGGCAGAGAGAUCUUCCCAUAAUAGAGCAAUCCGAUUCAGCAUCAGUAAACCGAUAUUGCAUGAAGCAACGAUAAAAUUGCAAAAGAGCAGCAUUUUUAAUUUUUACAAAAUGUCUAAGUUUUCAGCUAUACCUGCACGUUCAUAACCAACAAUAUAAACAGUGAUCUCAUGUAACACAUAAACAAUUCAUGCCUUUCACAGUUUAUUAUUAAAGUCUAAACAAAAUGAUAAUUUGUUAGGUGGCAAAACCUUUUUUGUUUACAAAUUAAAUGAAGAUUACCCUCAAAUGCUAGACGCUGUAUAGGUACGGUGUAUAAUGUUUUAUCACACGUUAGAUGUGCCAAUAACACAGUUUAUUCAGUAAACUUGAAUCUUGUUCUUGUUUAUCUGGUUUUAAUAUUAUUAUUAUUAUUCCCCUAUAAAAUGAUGAACCCCUAAUCCUAUGGAAAUAUUUAAUGCUUACAAAAUGUGCUUUGUAUAUCUGAUUUAAUACCUUCUGAGGUAGUCAUGAUUUUAGUAUUUCAACUUGAUUUUCUUUCUGUUGUCUGCCUUGUUCUUCAUUAAAUCCAGAAAGCUUCCAUUUGCCCUUCACAAAUCCUGAAUCUAUAAACUGUCAUUAUUUUGGGGAAACUUGUACUUUCCUUAUAUUACAAGAUUAUUAUUCUGUAAUAACUCUAUUGUUUUUUAUUGAUUUUUUCCUUUAUGUUAUUUGAAAAAAAAACAACAAAAAAAAUGUGUUUCAUUUCAAAACCUGGUCAACAUUUAUAAUCUAGUUCAGAGCGAAGCCUUAAAUUGUACAGAACUUCCACUGUAAACUAUUGAGUGUUCAGUUAUAAAUAUCCAUUGAAGAGUUCUAUUCUCCAUCACACUGUCAACUGCAUCACAACACAUGGUGAAUGUAUGUUUCUGCAUAGUGAAAUAAAAGUGGUAAAUGCAUUCAAAA